AUGGACGAGGUUAUCCGUUUCCGUCAGGAACUGCAGCGAGCCCAAGCGUCUACGCCCAGACUUGUCGGCGGAAACGGCGCGCCUAAUUCUAACGGACUCACUCCCUCCGGUGGCGCCAUUGGCGGCCGCGGAUACGCGGAACCUCCGCGGACGCCGCCGGGACUCGCAGUUGGCUUGCGAGGCGGCGGCGCGAAUGCGCUACUGAGCGGUGCCACGCGGACGGUCAAGAUUUCCCGAUCGCAGUCGCUGCAACCCAAGGCGGGCGCGAUGGGGGCGUUUUUGCGCGCGCUGAAAGAGACGGAGGGUGCGGAAGGCGAGGGGAAGGGGGGAAGCGGAGAAGGGGGAGGCGGCGGAAAGGGCUUUGGCGCAGGCGGAGAGAAGUCCCUCGGGUUGCGCCGAGCUGCGGAUCCGCUUGACGGGGGCCACGGCGGAGGCGGAAGCGGCGGCUUGCGCGGAAGCGGGGAAGGGGGGAGGGAUAUUGGGCGGAGCGGAAGCAGGAACGAGCUCUCCGGAGGCCGGCGGGAGGGGGGAGAUCCGGAGGAGCGCAGACGGCAGGACGGCGAGAUGGGGAAGAACGGUGGAAUCGUGAACCGCCGGCUGAACUUGGGGGGCGCGGGGGUGAUGGCGGGCGGAAGCCUUGGGCGCAAAAUGGGGAGCGCAAUGCGCCGAUCAACAUCCGUUCAGGUGCAGAAUUUUUCCGCUUCGGGCAGUCGCGCGGGCAGCGGACGAAAAGACGCGUUCCACGAGGCGGUUGAGGAGAUGCUGGGGGAGAAGCGGGCAGGAGAAAAAGAUUCCGACGGGAGGCGUGGGGGGGGUAAGGAUCGGGAUUCGGACCGGGACAGGCAUAGGGAUAGCGGCGAUGAGCGGAAUCUCCGGUCGGAUGAUGAUCGCGACCGUUCUUCUAAUGAGCGUCGCAAUAGCGGGGAAUUUCGGCUGGAAAAGGAGUAUUCUUCGGAGCGGGAAGAGAAGGGUGGGAGGAGGAGUGGUGAGUAUGACAGAAGUUCUAAUAGCGGGGGCAGGAAUUUAUCUCAUUUAUCUAACUUAGCGGGUGGCGGAGGCAGCAACCCUAGCAGCGGAGAGUUUGAGAUCGGGGGAAGCAGGGGCAAGGGGGACUCGGGGAGCGCGGGCGGAGCGUGCGGGGGACUUUCCAGGCUGGGAGCCGGGGGAGGGGGAGCGGGCGGAGACCCCUUUCGCGGACUGGGCGGAAACAGGGUGCCGAUCGGGGGAAGCGUGGGGCGGCGGAGCGGAAUGGGGCUUCUGCGGAGCGGAUCCCUGCAGCCCCGCAACUCGCGCAAGAUCGCGCGCGACUCGUUCUUUGGCGCGCUAGAAGAGGUGGACGAGGAGAAGGGCGCGUCCGGGAAAGGCGCGGGGAAGGGCGCGGGUGGGGAAGGCGCGGGGGAGGGCGGGGGGGAGGCGAGCGGGCGCAGAGUUCCGCACUCGCUUUCCGCCGGUGGGCAACCACCAAUGAGUUCUCUCAAGAGUUCCCUCGGGCAGGAUGGCAAACAGAGCUUCGACGUAUCUCAAUCCCACAGACGCGGCCAUUCCGUUUCGCUCCACGACUCCUCCAGCGGCGGUGGAGGUGGGGGCGGCGGAGUGCUUGAAAAGGGCGGCGGUGCGUUGGCGGGGCUCCCAGUUGUGCCUCUAACAGGGGGAGCGGCUGUAGCUGGCGUUCCUGGAGUAGGGGGAGUGGUUCUCUCGGGAAAAUCAAGGCCGCUUUCGAGCCUUCGUAGAGCUUCGUCUCUCGUGCCUGUGGGGGCGAAGGAUAGGCCGGGGAGUGCGGGGGGGUUGAGAGGCGGGGGAGGCGGAGGGUUAGGGGGAGGCUUGGGGGGAGGCGGAGGGGGAAGAGGUGGGGAUUCGGAGGAUUCGUUUUCGUUCCAUGAUUUUGUAAAAGAAUUGAAAGCUAGUGGCGGUGGUGGUGGUGCUGCUGCUGGUGCCGGCAGUGCUGCUGGUGGUGACUUGGGUGGUAGUGGUGGCAAAAACGAGCGUGACAAUAACGAGCCCUUUUCUUUUUCAGUCAGCCAUGCCGAAAACAAAACCAGCGCCAGCACCAACCUGGACGUACCCAGAAGCAGCAGCGCCAACACCGGCAGCAAAGCCGACUCGGAUAGCCCAGCCCGCAGGCAAUUCCCCUCGUCUCUCUCCCUCUCCAAGAGCCCUAGAGGCGCCAGAGGCGUCACUUUCGCCUCUGGGAAAGAUUUAGUGGAGGAUUUGAGCCUUCGUCCUAAGACCCCUCCUACUCGGUUCGGAGGGUUGAGGCCGAGUAGUGGGGGGUUUGGAGCGAGAGGAGGAGGAGGAGGAGGGGGAUUGAGAAGGGCUACGUCAGUCCAGCCCGGGCUGACGUCAGCGGAUAUAAGGAAGUGGGGGGCGUUGGAUGGGAGUGAGGGGGAGGGGGAGGGUGGGAGGGGGAGUGUGAGGGGAGGAGGACGGGGGGAUGGGAGAGGGGAGAGUGGGAGAGGAGGAGAGAGUGGGAAAGGAGGAGAGAGUGGGAGAGAGAGGGAGAGGGAUAGAGGGAGGGAGGACGGGGGAGGGGGGCGUGGGGGCCAAGGGUUUGGGGAAAGCGGAAGCAAGGGAGGCGGGUUGGAUAGCGGAAGAAGGGGUGGGGAGGGAGAAAGGCGGGGAGGAGAAGGAGGGCGGUUAGGCGGAACAGGGGGAGAAGGAGGGCGGUUAGGCGGAACAGGGGGAGGAGGAAGGGGGGGACUGAGCGGAGGAGGGGGAGGGGGAGGGGGAGGGGGCUUGCACAGAACGUCUUCCAUGCCAGCCAAUAAGAAGAUAGAAUAUGACCGCGCGCAGAGGGAGAGAGAGGGGUAUGGGACACGAGAGGGGCACAGGGACGCGCAUGGCUUGAGGGAAGGAAGCAAGGAGAGGCAUAGGGAGGAGCAUAGGGGGGAGGGGCAUAGGGGGGAGGGGCAUAGGGGGGAGGGGCAUAGGGAAGGGCACAGGGAAGGGCAUAGGGAAGGGCAUAAGGAGGGGCAUAAGGAGGGGCAUAGACCCACUCGUCCUCAUAGCAGUGCGGGCACGCACAGCCGAAGCAGCAGUCACAUUGGCACCACGUAUCACGAUGUUGGGGGGAUUGCGGCUAUUACGGAUGUUCUUCGUUCGGGCAGCCCGGCUGCCCGGGAAAACGCGGCAGCUGCCCUUUUCGCGCUUUCGGUGGAUGAGGCGAAUCAGACGCUGGUUCGGGAAGCGGGAGCUAUCCUGCCAUUGGUCGGCGUGUUGCGUAUGGGCAGCACGCGCGGAAAAAAAGACGCGGCGUUGGUUCUUUUCAACCUAUCCAGAGACCCGCAGAGCCGGCUGGAAAUCGUCCGGGCAGACGCGGUAAAAGUUUUGCUCGGGCUGCUGGGGUGCUCGGAAGUUGGGUUGGAAGAAAAAGCCAUGGCUGUGCUGGCCAACUUAUGCAGGCUUCAGGAGGGGUGUGAAGCGGUGCUGAGGAUCAACGGUGCGGUUCCGGCGUUGGUUGCAGUGGUGGAGGGCGGUUCGCAGAGGGCGAAGGAGGAUGCGGUGAUGACUCUGCUGAUGCUGGCAAAUAGCGAGCCGGAUAGCUGCAGAGGCAUGCAAGGGGAGGGGAUGAUGGAGGUAUUACACGAGUUGACCCGAAAUGGGUCUUCCAGGUGUAAGAGCAAGGCUAAAGCUCUGGUAGAGCUGCUGCAGAUGCAGGGGGAGGAGGAUUCUGAGUAG
Molecule: messenger RNA, 3675 nt
Organism: Closterium sp. Naga37s-1
Lineage: Eukaryota; Viridiplantae; Streptophyta; Zygnematophyceae; Desmidiales; Closteriaceae
Source: the annotation of a GenBank genome assembly